CAUUUAAUUCGCCUAUUGAAGUUGGGUAAAUAUUGUUGCUUUAUGGUUUAUAAUUAGGUAGUAAUGUGCCAUUGUGUCAUUUUAUACAUUUUCAUCCGGUUUUAUUAUUAUUCAAAAUAGAUUUGCUCGGUGUGUUGAGAGGUGGUGACUAUGGGGGAUACUAUAUAAUAUGAUAUAUUUGACUACUUCAUGGUUUAUCGGUGUACUUGUAACAAGCAGCCUCCCAGGUAGCUAAGCUAACUUGCUAACAUGAUAUCCCAAAUGGAGACGUACGACCUUGACGCUAAAAUCUCGCUAGCGUGACGUCCCGAAGUUGGACACGUACGGCAUUGAUGUAAUGAUUAUGAUGAUGUAAAGGCUGCUGUUGUCACACCGAUGCUCGGACAAUUGCCUUAAGCUAUUGCCUUACAAACGCGUCUACUCGUCGUGUCGCCGACAUCCGUCUUGUGUGCAGACGAUCGAUUAGUUGGCUCUGCGCAUGUUUGGAGAGGCUACUGGAGGAAAAUAUUGAGGGGGGGAAGGAACUGGUUUAACUUAAAAUAAUUGGCUUGGGAACCAACCUCGCUCAUGAGUUACAAAGUUUCUUCAAGAUUUGAACAUUUUGUACAACAUUUAAGCGUGAAAACGACGCGUUUGGUGUGGAGGCUCUGGUGAAAGAUGUCGCUCUACAGGGGCAUCGGCGGCGAUCAGUACAUGAGGAAACGGAUACCAAAGAAUGCCAAGUAUCAGCACAUCAAAACAAAACUGGACACAGGAGUUAGCCUCACCAAGUAUUUGGAGCGCCUGGAGGAGAUUAAACAACACUACAAGUUCAACAAAGGUGAAAUCUUCAAGCGUUUUAAAGUGACGACAUUUGCAGAGUUGAUACUUCAAGUGGCGUCAGUGUCGGACCUCAAUGAAUGUGUCAGCGGUGAUUCGUUUCACUGCCUUCAUGACGGCGGCAGCGGUGACGGCAGCAACAUGAUAGUGGCUAAAGAUAAGUCGGAUCACGCCAACGGCAUGUUGGAGCCCGAGGAUGCGGUGCAGGGUCAGAAACAAAGUCAGACCGUGAGGUCCACAUUGCUAAGCGUGAUCAACGGCGUUGGCGAGCUGAACAUGAACAGUGACAAAAUACAGGCGGCCUGCGCGCACACGGACAUGGACAUUGAGAAGCCUUACCCGGAUUGUCCCUACCUGCUGCUGGACAUGCGUGAGCGCGACCUCUACGACCAGUGCCACCUUAUCACAGCUCACAGUUUUCCCAUCGCAAUGCUGUCUCAGACCAUGAACCCCUAUACCAAGGAAGUACUGGAAUAUAAAAAUGCCAAGGAUAAGAUCAUCAUCGUGUACGACGAGGACGAGCGCAUCGCGAGCCAGGCAGCAACCAGCAUGUGCCAGCGAGGAUUCGAGAACCUCUUCCUGCUCAGCGGAGGUCUCAAAGUGGUCGCUCAGAAGUUCCCCGAAGGCAUGACGACGGGCCCCCUGCCUGCCUCCUGCCUGCCCGCCGCCGUGCCGUCCAAGUGGAGGAAGUGCGCCCCGCCGCCUCCUCCGCCAUUGAUGCAGGUGGCGGGGCGAAGAUGGAGGUUCACCGCCGACGAGCUCGCCAGGAUUGAAGGCCAGCUGGAGAAUAUCGCCAUGAUGAGCAGUAGUCGUACGUCCAGUCGCAUGUCAACGUGCAGCAGUUUGUCCAAAGUGUCCGCCAUCCGCAGCAACCGCCAGGCGUCCGCAGUGUCCUCUGUGGCCUCCAGGGACAGCGGACGAGUUCAGAGGCCUUGGAAGUGAUAACAUCACUAACUCCAACAUUACCUCCCGAUGCCCCUCUCUAGUAGUAUUUCCUCCUUUCCUAACAUUUGAAUGUGUUUGCACAUGAGUGUCUUUUGCACUCCAAUGAAGGAGCUGUGGAUCAUGAUGAUGUUUUUCUCUAUUUUUAUUAAUAUUUAAUGUGCAAAGCAAAAGCUGCACGAAUGCUGUAUUUUUGUGAAGCGCAUCACAACACGUCUUAAUGAUCAUUGCAAACUGAGUGAUGUGUGUGUGUGUGUGUGCGUGUGUGUAUUGCAUCAUGGGCGUCCCUCAGAUCAGAAGUGACUUUUUUUCUUCUGACCUUUAAAUAAAUGUUGCAAUUCUUAAGUGUGAGUCUGUUUGCCUAUUUACUGAAAGUCCUGCAGGUAAAUAAAAAGCUUGGUUAAGCUAAUUAUGAAUAAUAUUCAUUGAACAUGUUUGUGUUAUUGUUGUCAUUGUGCACUGGUUGUACAACUGUUACCCAAAUGUUCUUUUGUAUCUACAAAACUACAAACAUUGAUGAUAUUACUUUAGACUUUAUAUCAUUUUAUAAUUGAUGUAUAAUUUUACAUAUAGUUCUAUUAAAUCUCUGAUUUCGUUGAA
Phyllopteryx taeniolatus (common seadragon) is the source of this 2361-nucleotide messenger RNA. RefSeq names its product centrosomal protein 41 (gene cep41). Gene Ontology annotation, biological process: protein polyglutamylation; cilium assembly. Bases 658 to 1761 code for a protein of 367 amino acids. The transcript is spliced from 11 exons. The record is from RefSeq and is a predicted model, not a curated record. Gene Ontology annotation, cellular component: ciliary basal body. NCBI's taxonomy places the organism in Eukaryota, Metazoa, Chordata, Actinopteri, Syngnathiformes, Syngnathidae.